UCAAUCUUGUGGACUUCACAUACUUUUAAUUUCCGUGUUUGACGUCACGGGAACGACGACGGACUUUUUAAAAUACAGAUUUAAAACUUGAUAUAAAAACAGAUACCAUAUCUCUUUGUGACGUCUCGAAGUGGACAUAAUCCGUUUUCGAUGUGGGCCUGAGUGCAUGUCGAAAAGGAUCGAUCCGACCAGGCUUUCAGCUGCCAGUGAAUCCUCACCAAUGCUAACCAAAGAGCUACAUUCAGAUAACCCAUACUUACGGUGAAUGAUCGUUAAAUAGCGAAUUUACAACACAAUUGCUACUGUAUAUCAUCUUUCAGGUGCUUGAAGAUUAUGGAGAGUAAAUAUAACCUCAAGAGUCCAGCGGUGAAGAGGCUGAUGAAAGAGGCUGCUGAAUUGAGAGAUCCCACAGAGCACUACCAUGCCCAGCCACUGGAAGAUAACCUAUUUGAAUGGCAUUUCUCAGUCCGUGGACCCCCGGAUUCAGAUUUCGAUGGUGGGGUUUACCAUGGCAGGAUUGUGCUUCCCCCAGAGUAUCCAAUGAAGCCUCCCAGCAUUAUUCUCCUUACACCAAAUGGAAGAUUCGAAGUCGGGAAGAAGAUCUGUCUGAGUAUAUCGGGCCACCAUCCAGAGACAUGGCAGCCUUCAUGGAGCAUACGAACUGCUCUGAUUGCCAUCAUUGGAUUCAUGCCAACAAAAGGAGAGGGUGCAAUUGGAUCUCUCGAUUAUACUCCUGAAGAGCGCAGGGUGCUUGCCAAAAAAUCCCAAGAUUUUUGCUGUGAGAUAUGUAGCUGUACGUUGCGCUCAGCACUCCUGCCUCUGACUCCUGACAGCAUCCUCACCCCAGAGGACCGCUUAGCAAAUGGGCUAGUUCAACAAAUCAACUUCAAGACAGGAUCAAGUUCAUCAAGUCAAAUGGGAAAAGAGAAUGAAGAUGCCAACAACAAGGUUUCCCCUCUUACCCAGGAAGGGGACUCGAAUUCUUCAGGCUGCGAAGCUGUCGAUCGUCCCUCGACUGAGCAGGUACAGGCAGAAGUUUCAACAGCCACCACAGUGGAGAGGCCGCAAAUGACUUUGCCUCCGAACGUUGAUCGUCCUCCCAUUCCCCAGCAGCGUCGUGUCCAACACGCCCAAAGAGACAACAGAGAAGCCCCAAACAGGCCCAUCAUUCCAGCGGUUCACGAGCCCCAAGAUGGAAGCCACGCAGGCUCUGCCAUGCUCAUGGUGGUGCUUAUUUUGGUCCUGGCUGGACUUAUUUUCCGAAGGAUUUAUCUGGCCCAAGAGCACAAGUUUGAUUAUGAGCUGUGACCUUUCCUCGCUACUAAUUUGAUCCUAAGUCCGCCUCGCCAUUCUACUUUUAGCACCACGAGCAGCUGCAGUUGCACCAGAGGUUUGACAGUCACUGGAACAUUUAACAUUCUCUUUUCUUAUUAGCACGACGCCCCGUCAGCUUGAUGCGCUUUCCUGCAGAAGGUGUGGAUGUGUCCUCCUCACUUGCAGCAUCCGUUUGUUCUGUUUUUCUUUUUAAACAAUGUGAAUUUUUGUUCUGCCCCUAGAUGAUCGUGCAUUUUUGAGUGGGUAUGGAAUCAUCUGAUGGGAGAUUAAUUCGCGCUCGUGACACUUUACGCACCCAAGCCCCUUUUUAAUGAACUAAUUCACUGGUGUUGACGUUUAUAUUUGUCAACUGGUAUGUUUUCUGCCACUGAUGAAUGUGGGUCUUUUCAACGGGCAGACGCCUAGCUUGGCUGUUUCUAUAUAACUAAUGAUGAAGGGAUGGUCGGAUGGUAGUAGACGGCAUUGUUGCAUCGCUUAAGAGUUGAAAUCAUAGCUUUUGAAAUGCAUCAGAUGUCAUUUCAACUCGAGUCGGCAUCGCUCACAGCAUGUUUCGUAAUUGUUUAUCUACAAAUACAUUUUUUUUGCCAUCAAACCUCUUUCUCAGGCUGGUUUAUUUUAUUGUUUUACAGCAGGGGUCGGUCACCAAUGUGGUGCCUGGGAGCACCAGGUAGCCUAUUU
This is a messenger RNA of Hippocampus comes (tiger tail seahorse), 2013 nucleotides long. RefSeq names its product ubiquitin-conjugating enzyme E2, J1 (gene ube2j1). The transcript is spliced from 8 exons. The record is from RefSeq and is a predicted model, not a curated record. Bases 334 to 1308 code for a protein of 324 amino acids. NCBI's taxonomy places the organism in Eukaryota, Metazoa, Chordata, Actinopteri, Syngnathiformes, Syngnathidae.